AUGCUCAUCGACGGUCAGAAGUGGGCUUGCGAAGCUUGCAUUCGAGGUCACCGAGUGACUAGUUGCAAACAUCAUGAUCGACCGUUAAUCCGCAUCAAGCGCAAGGGCCGCCCCUUCGCAACGUGCUCAAUUUGCAACGCCACGCCCUGCGAGGCACCAACGGAACACGCGCGCCUGAAGCGCGAAGCGGAGCUUAAAACUCCAUCCUCAAAAAAAGCAACCCACGCCAGACUAUACCCGCGUCAUCCCAGCUCGAACGGCUUCCUCCCCAUCGCUCCUCGACCGUCGGGCAGUAGUAGUAGCGCCAAAGACACGACUGGCGCUUCGUCGGCGCGUGUCUCGCGCUCCGGGUCGACCUCUGCGGCUUCCGUGUCGUCGUCCCAGACCCCCAUUCGCGGUUCGCAAUCUUCCUCGCGCCGCACCAAGGUCCGCGGUAGUGUGGGAGAGUGGUCGGGCUCCGAGGGCUCGGGGAAUGAGUCCUGUGGUGGCAGUUAUGCCCUCCCGUCUACAUCUUCUGCCAUGGCCGCGCUCUCGGUUUCGGCCGAUAUAAGUCGUACUGGAUCUAGCCAGAGUAUUGCUCGCUCCGGGCAGGAUACCCUGACGCUGGACCCGGCGAUGUGCGAAAAUAUGUUUGACCCCAUGUAUUCCCUCGCCGCGGCCUCGUCCUCCGUGUCUGCGGCUGGGUUGGUUCAAAACGUGCCGAUGAUCAGCCCGCUGGAGGGUACUAAUCCGUUUGAUUUCCCGCUGGAUCCGGCCCUGACACUCGAUGAUGGGGCUUUGGAAUAUCUGGAUGAUAUGGAUUUGACAGAGGGGUUGACAGACGAGGUUUUCCAUGUGGAGGAUUGGUCAAGGUAUAUGUGGUCGCCAGAGACGGGAUUCGAGCAUUUAGACACAGGCUAUCCUGCUGCGUCUCAAUAA
This is a messenger RNA of Penicillium cataractarum, 918 nucleotides long. RefSeq lists its product as uncharacterized. Gene Ontology annotation, molecular function: RNA polymerase II cis-regulatory region sequence-specific DNA binding; copper ion binding; DNA-binding transcription factor activity, RNA polymerase II-specific. The record is from RefSeq and is a predicted model, not a curated record. Gene Ontology annotation, biological process: positive regulation of transcription by RNA polymerase II; intracellular copper ion homeostasis; intracellular iron ion homeostasis. Bases 1 to 918 code for a protein of 305 amino acids. NCBI's taxonomy places the organism in Eukaryota, Fungi, Ascomycota, Eurotiomycetes, Eurotiales, Aspergillaceae. Gene Ontology annotation, cellular component: nucleus. The transcript has 3 exons.